AUAUGAUAUUAUAAAAUCCUUCUAUAAUUCUUGUUGUCUUAAAAAUAUUGAAGAAACUUAAAUCCUAGGGUGAAAACAACAAAAGUAUGCAAGAAUUCACAGUUGUAAUUGUCGGUGCUGGUCCUUCCGGCUUAGCAAUUUCAGCAUGCCUAACACAAAACUCCAUUUCUCAUAUCAUAUUUGAAAAAGAAGAUUGUUGUGCUUCUCUUUGGAGAAAAAAUGCUUAUGAUCGUUUAAACCUCCAUUUGGCUAGUGAGUUUUGUUAUUUACCUCUCAUGCCUCAUCCACCCUCAGGCCCAACCUACCUAUCCAAAGACCAAUUCCUUCAAUACAUAGACAAAUAUGUCGAACAUUUCAAUAUAAAACCUCACUAUUGUCAUAUGGUUGUGUCUGCUGAGUAUGAUGAAGUUAGUAAAAAAUGGAGUAUUGAAACAAAGAACAUACGAGAAGACAAAUCAGAAAAAUAUAUAUCGAAUUAUCUUGUGAUCGCCUCUGGUGAAAAUAGUGAAGGUUAUAUUCCUAAUGUGUCUGGACUAGGCAACUUUGAAGGAGAGGUGGUACACUCCAAAUACUAUAAAUCUGGUUCAAAAUAUGAAUCAAAAAAGGUUUUGGUAGUUGGCUGUGGUAACUCGGGAAUGGAGAUUGCUUAUGACCUCCAUAAUUGGGGUGCUAACCCUUCCAUUGUCAUUCGAAGCCCGUUUCAUGUUAUGACCAGAGAAUUGAUGCAUCAAGGGAUGCGUAUGGUGAACUAUUUGCCUGUUAGUGUUGUAGAUACAAUCGUUACUUUUUUGGCAAAAUUAAAAUAUGGUGAUUUGUCCAAGUACGGGAUUUAUCGUCCUAAAGAUGGGCCUUUACAUCUCAAAAAUAUUACAGGAAAGUCUGCAGUUAUUGAUGUUGGAACCAUCGAAAAGAUUAAGGAGGGAGCUAUCAAGGUUGUUCCUUCAAAUAUAACGAGAAUUGAGAAGAAGAAAGUUGUCUUCAAAAACAACAUCGAAGAAGAGUUUGAUGUGAUUGUUUUUGCUACCGGCUACAGAAGUGUAGUGAAUAAAUGGCUUAAGGAUUACAAAUAUGCUUUUAAUGAUAAAGGAUUUCCAAAAAAUCCUUUUCCGAGGCAUUGGAAGGGGGAUCAUGGACUGUAUUGUGCAGGACUAGCAAGGAGAGGCUUGUUUGGAGUCAAAGUGGAUGCUGAAUCAAUUGUAGAGGACAUCAACCAAAAUCUUAAUUCAAAUAAUUAAUCAAUAUUAUUCAUUGAAGAAGAAGUUUUGCCCUUUAAUUAGUUUCUACGAGAGUUUUUUUUACGAGAG
Molecule: messenger RNA, 1304 nt
Organism: Trifolium pratense (red clover)
Lineage: Eukaryota; Viridiplantae; Streptophyta; Magnoliopsida; Fabales; Fabaceae
Product: probable indole-3-pyruvate monooxygenase YUCCA10
Exons: 4
Coding region: 87-1235 (382 amino acids)
Molecular function (GO): flavin adenine dinucleotide binding; NADP binding; N,N-dimethylaniline monooxygenase activity
Source: RefSeq, a predicted model, not a curated record